AAGCCAUUUAUUUUCUUUCAUCCGUAGUGUAAGCGGUGAAGAUAUGGUAAUUGCUCAUUCUCGUGUCAUUUCCCUUGCCCUUUGUGAAAAGGAAAAAGGAAAAAGGAAAAAGGAAAAAAAACCUAGCCGACUUGCUCAAUUCUUUUACACUUGUCAUUAGUAUUUAAACCUUUGGAUUAUAGAUUAAGGGGGAGUUGUUCCCGAAGCUAAAACACAGAAGAACAAAUAUUGAGUGGGCGAUAGAAAACAAAUUGAAUUUUGGGGAAAAAUGUCGGUUCGUUUGAUGAAGAAAAUCUUGGAAGAACAACAACCAGCUGAGCCUAAACAACUCAUCGACAGCGAAGAUGAAUCUGAAUCUGAAUCUCCUCCUCCUUCUUCCGCUACCUUUCGUAAUCCCUUCGAUCUCCUUGACGACGAAGACUAUACUGUUGACCAGGAAAACAAGGCAGAUAUCAAUGAUGGAUCGUCAAUCGAGAACAGCGAUGAGAAGCAGGCAUCCACCACAAAAACCACUGCUGAAGCAUUUCUGCUGUCAGAUAGCAAAUUUAAGAAAAAGAAAAAGAAGAAAAACAAGGAGAAGCCACAACCGGGAUCCAAGGAUAAGGAGGACUCUUGGAAUGAGUCAUUAGAACAGUUAUCAAUUAAAGAUGACUCUUCUCAUCUUGAUUAUGUUGCUCCUGAUCAUGGAAAAUAUAAUCCAACAAAUUUAAAUGGCAGAGGAAAAGUGGUUAAGCAGUGUACAUCUUUUGUCUUACAAGUAGACCCAAAAUAUCUUAAUGCAGAAAAUGAACUUCGAAGGAUAUUUGGUUCUAGAGUGGUGAAUUCAUUCGAGAAAGGUCAUCAAGCUGGAAGUUCUAGGCAGCCAAGAGGUGGAAGACGCGGGAACCAGAGCCACCGAAAGACUAUUCUUGUUUGUCCUUUAGAACAUUGGCCAAGGUGGGAUGGAUCACUGUCAAUGGAACUUGUGGAAACCAGAGAUGGGAUAUCUUAUUUUAGGUAUGUACACAUAUCAUCCUAUAGCCAAGCUCAGAGAGCAUUUGAAAGUGCUAAGGCGGUUCAUGAUUUUAAUGGUAUCGUGAAUAUUCUAAUGCAUCAUCCAUAUCAUGUUGAUUCACUCAUCACGUUAGCUGAUUAUUACAAAUUCAGUGGUGAACUUCAAAUGUCGGCUGAUUGUACUUCAAGAUGUCUCUAUGCAUUGGAAUGUGCUUGGCAUCCAAUGUUCACUCCUUUGAUGGGCAACUGUCAACUUAAGUUUAGUUGUGAAAUCAACAAAUUGUUGUUUUCUGUGCUUUUCUCCCACAUGAAAAACAUGGAUAGACGUGGCUGCCAUCGGUCUGCCCUUGAGCUCUGCAAAUUAUUGCUUCUACUAGAUUCAGAUGAUCCAAUGGGUGUGUUGUUCUGCAUCGACUACUAUUCUUUAAGAGCUGAGGAGUGUACAUGGCUUGAACAGUUCUCUGAACAAUAUAAGAGUGAUAAUUCGUUGUGGUUAUUUCCAAAUUUCUCCUACUCUCUUGGUGUGUGCCGAUACUAUCUUGAAAAAGAGGAACAUGCCAAAGAUAUAAAAGUAGAAGAUUUAAAAGCUUCUUCAACAGAUCUUAUGAAGCAGGCAUUGAUGCUACAUCCUUCAGUCUUAAAAAAAUUGGUGUCGAAGGUACCGUUGAAGGAUAAAGCCUGGACUAGCAUAAUCAAGCACAAUUUCUUUAGCUCUGACCAAACGGGGACAUCUUCCUUAGAUCACUUGAUCAAUAUAUAUGUCGAAAGGAGCUAUAUUAUAUGGAGGCUUCCUGAUCUCCAGAAGUUUCUUAGGGAUGCUGCUCUUUCGGUGAUUGAGACACUGCAGAAUGAUGGGAGUGAUGCUAGAGACUGGAUGUGUGUGAGAAAAGAAGCGUUUUCAUCCGAGAAAAAUGAGUACUCUCACUUGCUGGUAUCGGAUUUCUCUGAUUCAGUUCCGACUUUGCCUCCUGAUAACUUACAAAAUUUCAUGGUUGACCCAAGGGGAGAGGUGCCAAAUAAUGCACAGCCUGGAAACCACCGUGUCCAAGAUCUGACAGAUCGAAAUGCAAUUGCUGUCUUGCUGGAGUCUAUGUUACCAUGGAUUAACUAUGGUUCAGGACAUGACCAGCCUGAUCACGAUGAGCAGGCCAAUGAAGGAUAGUUUUCUUUUAGUGAGGUACUAAUUUGAUCCAAAUUGGUAUCCUGCAUUACUUCGUAAUUAUAGGUAUCUUCUCCAACUAAUGUAAUGAUAUAAGUUACUUUUUCAUUGUUACCAAGUCCAAAGAGCAGAUAAAAGCUUCCUGGUCU
This is a messenger RNA of Capsicum annuum, 2301 nucleotides long. Its product is annotated as transcription factor 25. Bases 269 to 2155 code for a protein of 628 amino acids. Gene Ontology annotation, cellular component: RQC complex. The record is from RefSeq and is a predicted model, not a curated record. The transcript has 4 exons. Lineage: Eukaryota; Viridiplantae; Streptophyta; Magnoliopsida; Solanales; Solanaceae.